AUGACACAUGUUAAGAUGAUAAUCCUUGUCGGUGGUGAAACAAGGGAGUGGAACCUAGAAGAGAUUGUUACUAGAGGUGUAAAGGGAAGAACUGGUUGGUUUUAUGUGACAUGGAUUUGCUUGCAGUUGCAGCAUUGUCUAUGUAUGGCUUCUGAUUGUUCAAGAUUUGUAAGAUUUCAAGAUGACCCUGAACUUGUAAAAUGGCCAACAACAAACGGUGGCAAUGGAAUCAGGCGCAAUGGAACACAAGAAGCUGGGACAAGGGGUAAAAAGGGUCUGAAGGAGACAAGGAAGUUCUUGAAGACUAGAGUAUUGUCAAGAGUAUUCUCAGAGGAUUAUGAGAGAGUUAGAAAAAGAACUUUAUUAGAUCCCCGGGGACAAACCAUUCACCGAUGGAAUAAAAUUUUCUUGGUAGCAUGUUUAGUAUCUUUGUUUGUGGACCCUCUAUUCUUUUAUUUGCCACUAGUUCGAGACGAAGUGUGCAUUGAUAUUGGAACAGCACUUGAAGUUUUCCUGACAAUGAUAAGAUCCAUGGCAGAUGUGUUUUACAUGAUUCAGAUUCUCAUGAAGUUUCGAACAGCUUAUGUUGCUCCUUCUUCUCGGGUAUUUGGGAGGGGAGAACUUGUCAUAGACACUUCUAAGAUAGCUACUAGGUACCUGAGAAAGGGUUUUUGGCUAGACUUCAUCGCUGCAUUACCUCUUCCUCAGGUGUUAAUUUGGAUUGUGAUCCCCAAUCUUGGAGGUUCAACCAUGGCAAACACAAAAAAUGUGCUUCGCUUUAUCAUCAUUUUCCAAUAUCUACCAAGGUUAUUUCUGAUUUUUCCACUUUCAUCCCAAAUUGUAAAAGCUACUGGGGUUGUGACAGAAACAGCAUGGGCAGGGGCUGCUUACAACUUGGUGUUGUACAUGUUGGCUAGCCAUUUUUUAGGAGCUAGCUGGUACCUUCUAUCGAUUGAGCGACAAGAAGCGUGCUGGAGGAGUGUCUGCGAUAUGGAGCAAUCUUGUCAAUAUGGAUUCUUUGACUGCAGACGGAUUGAAGAUUCCUUCAGGGUGUCCUGGUUUAUAGCAAGUAAUAUCACAAUUUUAUGCUCACCAAAGGCUAACUUCUAUCAGUUUGGUAUAUACGGUGAUGCUGUGACAUCCCAAGUCACUACCUCAUCAUUCUUUCACAAGUACUUCUUUUGUCUUUGGUGGGGCCUAAGGAAUCUGAGUUCAUUGGGACAAGGUCUUCUUACUAGCACUCUUGUUGGAGAAAUAAUGUUUGCCAUUGUUGUUGCAACCCUUGGACUGGUUCUUUUCGCGUUACUUAUUGGUAAUAUGCAGACAUAUCUCCAAUCAACUACUGUUCGCUUAGAAGAGUGGAGGGUGAGGAGAACUGAUACAGAACAAUGGAUGCAUCACAGGCAGCUACCCCCAGAACUUAGACAAUCUGUGCGCAAAUAUAACCAAUAUAAAUGGCUGGCCACACGGGGGGUAGAUGAAGAAGCUCUUCUCGAAGGACUUCCAGCUGAUCUUCGGAGAGACAUCAAGCGCCACCUUUGCCUUGAACUAGUUCGACGAGUGCCGUUGUUCGAUCAAAUGGACGAGAGAAUGCUCGACGCAAUAUGCGAGAGGCUGAAACCGGCACUGUGCACGGAGAACACGUACCUUGUUCGCGAGGGCGAUCCCGUGAACGAAACUCUCUUCAUAAUCAGAGGGCACCUGGAUUCCUACACCACCAACGGAGGCCGCACCGGUUUCUUCAACUCUUGCCGCAUUGGGCCCGGCGAUUUCUGCGGCGAGGAGCUGCUCACGUGGGCCUUGGGCCCACGGCCCAGCUUCAUCCUCCCUUCCUCCACUCGAACCGUCAAGGCCAUCUCCGAAGUGGAGGCCUUCGCCCUCAUAGCCGAAGACCUCAAGUUCGUGGCCUCACAGUUCAGAAGACUACACAGCAAACAACUCAGACACAAGUUCAGGUUUUACUCGCACCAGUGGAGAACGUGGGCUGCAUGCUUCAUACAAGCUGCAUGGAGACGCUACAAGAAGCGAAAGGAAGCUGCAGAACUUAGAGCUUUGAGCUACUUUCAGUCCAUGGGUGAGGGUGAGGGUGAAGCGAUGAUGACAAGGAAAGGUAUUGUGCAUCAUGCUCAUUCUGGAAUGGAUUCAGAUGGAGUUGUCAACUCUUUGCAGAAGCCAGAAGAACCAGAUUUUUCUGUUGGUGAGUGA
Molecule: messenger RNA, 2205 nt
Organism: Sphenostylis stenocarpa
Lineage: Eukaryota; Viridiplantae; Streptophyta; Magnoliopsida; Fabales; Fabaceae
Source: the annotation of a GenBank genome assembly